Molecule: messenger RNA, 1244 nt
Organism: Trichoderma asperellum CBS 433.97
Lineage: Eukaryota; Fungi; Ascomycota; Sordariomycetes; Hypocreales; Hypocreaceae
Source: RefSeq, a predicted model, not a curated record
AAUGGAUACCUUACGUGUAAAAAGGGUUUAAAGCCAACACAAUAAUGAUCUAAACAACCGUGCCUAGCGAGAGGCUAAACUUAGAUAUACAGAUGGCUUUGAACCAAUGGAUUAAUCUUCAAGCCAAGAGGCUCUGUCUCCAAUCUUCAAACCAAGUGUAUUUUCCUAGAAUACAUAUAAAGGCAUGAACGGGCUGUCUAAAGAAGGGCCAAAUCUGCCAUCCUCACACGAACAAGAAAUGGUCGAGCCCAAGAACCGAAACAAUCGAACCAGAAUCUCGCUUUUCAAAUCGAUCCAUCACUAGAGGUGAUACGAAUUCAUACAAGCUUGUAACUUACUCUCUUCUCUUCUAAAGAUUUGUCAUACUUUCCCCCCCCUGAAACUGCCAUCUCUUUAACGUCGAGAUGGCCGCAUUGAAGUUCUCCCUCUUCCUCCUCUUGGCGGCACUUUGUGCCGCUACAACAUCACAGGGAGGAAUCAUCGCGGAACGAGGACUCCCCGAUGGCAUCUACCAAGCCGUUGCGGUACAAGGUCCCAGUUUCGAACCCCCAUCAGCUGUCCCAUCCGGCCAUAGGUCCCGCCGUCGACGCGGACUUAAACCCGGCAAGGGUGACUUCUACGAGAAACCUGGCCCGAUAAUGGCGGAUGAAUAUUCGGUACCCAUCCCCGCCAGCAGGUUAUCAUGCCACAAGGAUCCGCUGGUGCUCAAUAGCACCGAAUACCGCCGCGCCGUCGACAACCUCUGGGACUUUUGCCAGUCCUUCAACAUCCCCUUUCACGGCACUCACUUCUCCAUCGUCGGCGACGUUGUGGUGUAUGUCUGCGCGUACGGCAAAGAGAGGGUCUGCCACCGACACGAAUGGCUCGAGGCGGAGGAGUACAUGGACAGGAAGUGCGGCCAGGGCAGGGGCUCACACCUGGAGAUGCAGGAUUGGCUGAAGGAGUAUGGAAGAGCCUAUGCUGGGAAGAUGAUCUGCGCUUCGUGGAACUUUGGGGCGGAUCUUGCCUGGAAGGUGCAGCCGCUUCCUGUAUGGGCCAAUGGCCAGAUGCUCGGUCAGUGGAAGGCUGGCGCGCCCAAGUAUAAGGCGGUGGAUGACGGACAGGAGAAGAAGGGUAAGACGGGCCAGCAUUAACGGUGUGUUGUUGUUGUUGUUGUAUCAUUGGCUGUAUCCUUAAUGGGUUAUAUAGGUCGUGUCGUAGUACUAGAUUGUGGUUUAAUAUCAGAGCCAUUCGCACACAAGCUC